Messenger RNA from Hordeum vulgare subsp. vulgare (domesticated barley), 719 nucleotides. RefSeq lists its product as uncharacterized. Lineage: Eukaryota; Viridiplantae; Streptophyta; Magnoliopsida; Poales; Poaceae. The transcript has 5 exons. The record is from RefSeq and is a predicted model, not a curated record. The coding region runs from base 150 to 485 and encodes 111 amino acids.
UAACCCUAUCUCCACACCGUCCCCCUCGUCUCCCCUCCCGCCGCCAGCCUUCCUUCCCCUCACCCCUCACCAGAUCCCCUCGCCCCUCGACUGCUGCAGGCCCCGAAAUUAGUGUCGCCGGAUCUGGCGGCUCCCUGCUCCUCCUCCCCAUGCCAAUCCGGCGAUCCCCCACCCACCUGAUCAGCCCGCGCACCAUGCAGUCCAAGCCCGGCCCCCUCCCCGCGCCGCCUCGCAAUGCCGGGCCUCGCUGCCGGCGAGCAGGAUGUCGUCUCGCUGGUGCGCCGCGUCGCCCGGGCCCUCAACCGCCGGAUCUCCGAGGAGGACGCCAUCAACAGUGGCAUAAUAGCCAUGCGUUGUGCUGGCGGUCCAUCCGGCCACCUCCUCCGAAUAACAUGAAGUGCGGGUGUGAUUCCAUGUUCUUCUUCUGUACAUUUUCAGUAGGCAAGAAAAGUGGCAAGAGCAUAUUGUGCAGAGAAAGAGGAUGAGAAGAAACUUGGGGUUCUCAUCCAAUCUUUGUGGAACUCUCUUUAUGUGCGAUUGUGCACUUGUUGGGUCCUUUUUCUGUGUACUUGCACUUAUAGUAGUAUUCUAUUGUGCACAUGUAAAAUUAUUUUGAUGUGUCCUUGUUAGGCGUUGAACCUUAAUGCGUGGAGUCGGUCGAUGGUGUAUUGUAUUUAAUGAGAUAUGUUACUGAAAUGAAAUAUACAUUUUAUUUGCAA